Molecule: messenger RNA, 2490 nt
Organism: Caenorhabditis briggsae
Lineage: Eukaryota; Metazoa; Nematoda; Chromadorea; Rhabditida; Rhabditidae
Gene: Cbr-spd-2
Product: Protein CBR-SPD-2
Exons: 8
Coding region: 1-2490 (829 amino acids)
Biological process (GO): centriole replication; mitotic spindle assembly; centrosome duplication
Cellular component (GO): cytoplasm; centriole; pericentriolar material
Molecular function (GO): protein kinase binding
Source: RefSeq, a predicted model, not a curated record
AUGAACGAAGAUGCUCCGAUGGAUCUCGUCGACGAUCGAUUUGCUGAUCAAUCCAUUCAAGAUGAGCCUGUUGACGACGGCGAAUCAUUCUAUAACGAGGAUGUAUAUGUAGAUUGCGAAGAAGACGAAGAUGAUGAUGUUGUACCCACCUCGGAGAAUUUCCGCCUUGAAAAUCGUUAUAAGCCGAGUCUGCACACCCCUCGGGAGCUUCCUACGAUUCGAGAGGAAAAUCGCGAAGACGUGCGCUCAAAUACAAGCUCUCGAGUGAAUACUCGUCCUCCUAGCGUGUUGAGUGAUAAAUCAAACGACAUUUCUAAUAUGUUCGGCUUUCAAGACGGAGGUCGAGCCAUAGAUCAAUACACUGACCAAUUUUACUCCGAAGGGAACAGAGCUGAACGAUUGUUUCCUGAAGCUGGCUUUCUCCAAAACUCACCAGUCAGAGAUAAACAAAAUUCCUGGGAACCAUCAGUGUGUCAUUAUGAGAAACAACCGACGCCUGAAGUGAAGAAUAACUCGCCAGGUCUUGUUUUUGCAAACAUGAGCUCGAAGAAAGAUGUUACACGGAAGCAGGAAAACGUUCGACCUGGGAAAAUGAUGCCAGAAAAAGUCAACGAUGAGAACGAACCGAAAAGUAGAAGGUUUUCUCCAGAGCGGAAUACAUUUACAACAUCACCAAUGAACUCAACAAAGUAUCUUGAAGAGAAGACAAGUACUCCUAAGCGACCAGGUGGAACGAAUCGCCUUGGAACACGAGGUCUACCAUCGUUCGAGUGCUCAACAAUUUACGAUAUCAGUCCACAGCGCACUUCUGGUACACCGAAAACUUACGAAUCUCGCCACCCGACAAACGCAUACACACCUAAUUCUGCGACUACUUCAGAUACAGUUCUUUCAAAUCGAACUAUCGGAGAUAAUACUGUUCAGAAUGUUCUUAAAGGUGUGGAUAUUAACCUUCUAACGGCGCUUGAAAACGCUCGCAAGAAACGAGAUAGGCCUCAAGUGAAACCGGAUUUCAGAUUAAAUUCGCUACCCCGGGGAAAGCUGUCUAGCACUCAGCGGCCGAAAUCAGACGAUCAUUCUUCGAUGACCUCGAUUGUUUCCUCAUCUACACAAAACAACACGGGCUAUAGAAAAAUUCAGGAGCAGCGUAACAGUGCAACGUCAACCGAUCUUACCAAUUCUAACACAUCAAACUUCACGAACAACACUAGCAGAGUUUCGACCGCCAAAAAUGAUUUCAGUCGUUCCUCUCGGCAACGAAAUGGAUUCUCCGAUUCUUCUGUGAGCACUAUCAUACCCAACAUGAACUCAAUGACGACAAGGGAUCGAGAUGGGCGAGAUUCGGUUAGCUCAGUUCGUACAAUCUCCCGCGCUUCUUCCACAAUGACCGUUGGUGGAGGUAAUGGUCAUAUGACUUCGGGAGCACCAAAACCACUGAGAUUUCAUGUCAGUAGGCUGGGAUUUGGGUAUGUACCAAUAGGAGAGACAUUGACAAUGCAAUUGGAAGUGGAGAAUACAACGGAUCGGCCGUGUAAAGUGAACGCAAGACUUGACAGUAAGAUAACAUGCUUCAAGGUUUUGGAUAAUGCGACAACGAUGAUCGAUCCAAAAAAAGCUAUAAAAGUUCGAGUAGCGUUCACACCAACAUCCCUCGGUCGUUAUUCUCUCUAUCUGAAGGCCGAAGUAGCAGAACAGAAUUUCACUCAAAAGAUUCCAGUUUGGGGGUGGGGAGGUGUAUCUAAAAUUGCUCCUAUCUCUGCCCGGAACCUACAACCUACGUCGAAUUCAUCCGAGUUCGCAAUGUUUGUCUCUGACAUGAAACGAAUUGCAUUCAAGCUAGGAAACAGUGGAGAUCGGAGUGGAUUCGCACUGUUGACAGUCUACGACUCUGCAAUGCGGCAAGUUCCAAACAGCUAUGUUCGUUUCAACCCAUCUAACGGAAUUGUCAUUGGUAAAAACUACGAAAAACUGAUUGAAAUUCGAAUCGAUCCUUCAUAUCAUGAUCAUUACGGUGAAUUAACGAAUAAUCGAACUUCUUCUGCAAUGUCGACAGUUUCUACCGCGUCUUCUAUGGCUUCUCUUCGACGACGUGUUAUUGCUGGAUCAGAUUUUUUUGUUCAAGUCGCAUGGGGUGUAGAAGGUAUAAGAGAACGACUUAGAAUGCUUGAAAUGAAGCAUAAACGACGCCAAAUGAUAGAUGGACUGGACUUCACUUCACAUCCUUUCACUGAUGAGAAAUGCGUCGUAUAUCCUCCACCGGAUGCUUAUCCAACGAUUUCAGAUGAAGAUCAUGAUCUAUUCGCUGCGUCGUACAGCAAUUUCUACAUUAACAUAUUCUCUUCGCCGGAUGGUCUCAAUGCAUUCCGUGCUGCUACCGUCAGUGCAGAUAAAUUCGAUAACGACGCCACUGUUCUCGAAACAUCUGCAUUCCGGCACCAAACUUUUGUAAAUGACGUCACGAUGGUUCCAAGACAUACGAAACUAAUGUAG